This is a messenger RNA of Salmo salar (Atlantic salmon), 2686 nucleotides long. RefSeq names its product Rieske domain-containing protein. Gene Ontology annotation, molecular function: 2 iron, 2 sulfur cluster binding. NCBI's taxonomy places the organism in Eukaryota, Metazoa, Chordata, Actinopteri, Salmoniformes, Salmonidae. The record is from RefSeq and is a predicted model, not a curated record.
GUUCUGAUGAACGCGGAUGACAUGACAAGACUACCGGAUCCCGAUGCCAGUUAGUUUUAUGUUAUUGAAUAUUCUCACAUAAAACAAUCAAUUCUAAAAUGCGUAGUCAGUAGGCGGUAAAGGGACUUUACAACGAGUAGCGCAAAUAACGGAUAUUCCCAAUUUGUUUAAAUGGCGUCUGGGAAUGAAGAGGAAAGUGCGGGUAGCGUUUCAUGGAGGCUAAUAGGCCCAGUCUCUGAGCUUUCCAAGAAGCAGUGCCGUUUGAUGCACUCCUCCCUCGGCUACGGUUCCGAUGUUUGCCUGUUCUACGUGAAAGGGGAAUUCUUCGCCAUGGAUGCUCGCUGCGCUCACUCCGGUGGUCCGCUGUGUGAUGGAGACAUUGAGGAUGCAGAUGGUAUCCUGCAGGUCUUCUGCCCCUGGCAUGACUAUGACUUUAACCUCAGGACAGGACAAUCAGGGACUGGUUUACAGCAACAAGUUUACAAAGUCAAAUUGGAGGAUGGCAGUGUGUAUGUGAAGCACGCAAGCCCUCUCUCAUUACAGACCUUCCCAUUGGUCAAGAAGAGCUGAACUGCUGCCUAAAACCUGUUGCAAGCCUAGGCAAUCCAUAUGGAAUGGCCUGUAGCGAUCCUGGCAAUUCUUUAAGAUUUAUUCUACAAACCCAAGCCAUCUGAGGCAUUCCUUGCCUUAUAUGAUCAUCACAGACCUUUUUCCACUCGGUUCUGGCAAUGUUGUACUCUGGGUCAUUAUCAAGAGGAUGGUCUGAAGGGAAGAGAUAUGACAUCAUCUUUUUGUUUGAGGUUUUUGGUGUCGGAGACACUGGGACAUCAGCCAUCCGCUGGCAGUGAAAUAGAGAAGAGGUUGAAGGGCCACUGCUGAUCUUGAUAACCGAUCAGACAUUCAACAGACAUUAUGUAUUAGCCACUGUUCAACUUAAGUACAUUUUCAUUCUUCCCUCCCUCAAUAUAUCACAAAUCCUCACAGUAACUGGCUCUUACGGAAUCUGUGGAGGUUUACAAAUAUUGUAUGUUCUAAAUGAUAUGUCCAAUAUGUACAUCUGACUGGCGCUUUAAGGACUACUGGGAAUAUAGAUACUUUUAGUAGAGAAGUGUAAACAGCCCAUCUUCAUUCCCUGUGGCUCAGUUGGUAGAGCAUGGUGUUUGCAACGCCAGCAUGGUGUGUGCAACGCCAGGGUUGUGGGUUCGAUUCCCACGGGGGGCCAGUACAAAAAAAUAUAUGAAAUGUAUGCUUUCACUACUGUAAGUCGCUCUGGAUAAGAGCGUCUGCUAAAUGACUAAAAUGUAAAUGUAAAAUGCAUUACUGUAAGGUGGAAGAGUAUAAUUACUGGAACUGAUGUGAGGUAAUUGAGGUUCAAAACAUGGUCCCAAAUUUGAAAUGCCCUUAUAUGCAAAGCUUUACAUUAUUUUACCUCAACCGUUUAACUGCGAACAUAACACUGCCCAGUAUCUGACCUCACAUACAUUCUGUCAAUGCAUUUGGUUCACCUCAGGUGAAGGAUAAUAGAAGCUAUUAAUAGCUACUGUAACGUUACAUCUACAGUAAAACAUCUAUUCAUUUUGCUGAGUGGUGAGGUUUUGAAUGGAAUGAAGUGAUCCCUGCAGUAGCCCAGAGAGAGAAUAGAAACCACAGCUCAGCUAUAUGACCCCCACCUAAACUGGUGACUGCCAUUUGUAGUACCUAGCUGAGAUCCAAGGGAACACACAUGAAGGGUCCUGUAAUUAUUACUGGUUAUGGUCCAGUAAUAAGUAUUUAUUAAAGCCCUGUCAGCAUUUCCCCUUUGGCCGAUGCACAGACGUGUUCUUCCCUACUGACGCAAUGGCAAAGGGAAGACUGGUCAACAGGCUUCAGAGCAGGCUCAGGACUGAAUUGCACUAUUCAGUCAAGAGAAAUGUGUUAUUGUAGCUACUUGUGUUUUUUUUUUAUGCCUCCUCUUCGCCUACACUGGCAACAACAUUCACUACAUCUUCUAUCCACUACAUGUUCUCACUCUGACAUUACAGAGAUUGCCAAAAAGGUGUCAGUAAAAGUGUGGCUUGCCAUUCCAGUUUUCCCACCUCAUAGCCUCCCCUGUUGUGCGACUUUGUACAAUAGUAUUUCCAUUGGCGUCGAGUGCUGUGUGGAUAGGACCUGUGCCUCGUGUUUAAUUAUUCAUCACCAGAGGGGUAAUAUUCACUGACAAUUGAGAUGCAGCCAUUGUGUGUUUUGGUAGAACAAUCACUGGGUCUGGCGUGCACAGUCCAAGAAUGGUUUUCACAUUUUGUGGAUCCAGACGUUUCCGAAUAAUCUGUUUAUUGUGUUGGAUUCACAAGUUGUCCUUAGACAUUAGAGGACCCAUCGUUGAUGUCAGAACUUUGCAAUGUAGGCUAUUACAUAAUGUUUGUCUCUCAUAUGCAAAGCUCUAUAUUUCGUUUUUUUUGCUACUGUUUCAAAUGUAUAUGCCUGUCAUUAAGCUGCUUAUAUGGUUUUUCAUACCAUUUUAUAUUAAUUGUUAUGACUGUCUUGUUAUUGAUGUGGAUGUUAUGAAUUAUGCAAACUAAGUUAUGCCUUCAUUUUGUGUUUUAUUUCAAUUUAAUCUCACGGUACGUCACGUCUUAGUACUACAGUAAAAUGGAAUAUGUCCUUUUGCUGAUUACUUUUUUCAAAAUAAAAUAUGUUUCCAGCUCGA